AAUAAAACACUGUACAACAUAUGACGUUUCUACCCGGUGUAUUAUAUUCAUUGAGAAUUUUGGCAGCUAAGUAAGUCCGUUAACCACGCACAAAUUUAACAAGACCCCUAUUCUAGAGUGAAGUAUCCCUGUAGAUUUAUUUAAUAGGCUAGAUGGUAUUAAUUAUUUCUAGCGGGGUGAGCUCUUUAGGUACACCUCACUUUAAAAAAUGUUUUCUCCAAAAUUUGGAUAGGACGAGCUGUAAGAAUUUCACUACCAUCUAGAUAAAGCCGUGGUCUAUCGAUGUAGGAAAUUUAAAGAAAAAACUUGGAGCCGUUUUGAAGAAAACGGCGAAAAUGUGAUUUUUAGCAAAACUCUCUUUUUUGAGCUUUACAACGACAAUUAGUAAAAAAACAUUUAUUCAAUGAGUUUUUAAGAUUUGAUGCUGAUUUUUCGUAAGGCUUAUCCGCAAUACUUGGAAAUAGAUAUGUGAAUACUUCAAGGCAAUCCAUUCAAUGUUAUUUAACGUUUCUACAGCGCGAUGUCUUAUAUGCUUCAAAUAUUGGAUUGAAUUUUCAAGCGGCGUCAUAACUUUUUUUCUGCCCAAAACUUUCCAUCCAAAUUCAUACAGAGGCUGCAAUAGUACUAGAUGAUAAGAUUCUGAAAUUUUCAGAAAAAUCGUAGCUGAGGAUUAGGAGAAAAAAGCCAAAAACUAAAAAUAGCACAGUUUGAUUUUGGGCCGUAAUAGGCUAAACAUUUGAUAAAUCUUAAAACAAAAUACACUGUUAGAAUCUAGGAUAAUCCAAGCACAUCAUAUGAAAAAUACAGUUAAAUUGACGUAAUAGUUUUGCGAAGGGAGCGAGAAUAAAAUUGUCCAAAAUUCGCUCUGAAUUAGUUUGGUCCCACCUUAAAGCUCACGUGACUAGCUGGAACCGAAUUGUCGCUUUUAGUCCAAAACUCGGUUGUCCGCGUACAAACACUCAGAUAUCGCAUUGCAUGUGUUUUGCCGGUUUCCUCUUUAUUCCCAUGCGUAACAUGCUUGAUUAAAUGGUAUUUUUUAACUCAAAAAUUGUUAAAUUCAUAGGCCUAAUCCACUGUUUUCCCAUUUCAGACCACGUGUCAUUCCCUAGAGGAUCAUUUCUUUGUUCAACGGAUGCCCAAGAGAAGACACAUGAAUAUGGAUACUACCAAAACAAAGAAUCUUAUUCUCGAGAGAAUGACACGGGGUCUGAAAUAGGCAAAACAUUACGCCCGAGACGUGGAUUAGGUCCAAUCUACUUUCGUUUUCUAAAUGGAUCUGUGACAGCUGCUUUUGAAACCAAAUAUGUAAGUAAUUUAGGGUCAUGGUUAAGGUCUAGUACGUACUUUAUACUAUCGCGUUUCCUUGUAUAAACAAUCCCCAGUUUCGUCUGUGGCACUCGAUGUCGACGUCGUUUUGAUCAGUGCUUUCAAGAUGUUGCUGAAAUAUUUUCUGGUUAUUUCUACUGUGGUCGUUACUUUCGUGCCAUAUAAAGCCACAGGAGUUAUGGUAAAUCCAGUCGAAAACACGGAAGAAGGAACUGGGCCGGGAAGUCAACCAUCCGGCCAACACAAAGCGGUACCAAUUUCCAUGAGUAGUCGAUCAGGACAACGAUUACAAAUACCACCUUAUCAAGAAUGUUUCAAGUACACAAUUCUAUCAAAUGCUGACCAUGCUCAAGAAGCUCUGACUUUCCAACCAUUACCGAAUUGUGAUCCUUUUACUCCUGGUUGGUAUCGAUUUUCUGGAGAUGCUGGGGACAAAAUGCCUUCUACGUGCGUCCCGUACUUGCGCUGUGGUACUCUCGCCCCUGGAUGGAUGAAUGCUAAUCAUCCUUUAACUAAUGGGAGUAUUAUACAACGUGAAGUUUGUUUUAACUGGAACGGUAACUGCUGUGAAUAUAAAACUAACAUCAGGGUGCGAAAUCGUGGUCAUUUCUACGUUUACGAGUUUCCUAUUACCCCAAACUGUUGGUCAAGAUAUUGUGGCAACGCAUUAGGUCCUCUCAACAAAACUAUGCAAUGUGGUGGUAAUCUUACCAGCCUAACAGGCCAGAUAACCAGCCCAGGAUAUCCCAACUACAUGGAGCCAAUCACCUGUCACUGGACUAUCAAGUCACCAUUUGAUGGGAACAUACUGCUGUACUUUGAAAACAUUACACUUGGACAUGGAGACUGCUCGUCAAACAGCAUACUCGUUGACACUAACGGACAGACACAGACGUUUUGUACAACCCAGAAGGAUUCAAUGUCUGUUAUUGGCCAAAAAGUGGUAAAUAUUCACUGUCAUUCAACUGGAUGGAAAAUGAAAGCAGGGUUCAAGGUACGAUAUGCCAUGGUAAAUGGAAAUUUGGAAAAUGCUGAAACGCAAAGCAAAUGGAAUAUCAGUGUUAAGGUUAACGGUUCAUCUGCUAUUGAAGUAUCUUGGCAAGCGUUAAACGGCUCUUUCUUAAAACCCAGUGAAUAUGUCUAUGGAUAUGUUGUGGUGUGCAAACCAGUAAACCAGAGGUCUUUGUACGUGCUGACUGAACCCGACACUGCUACCAUCUCAAUAUCUGGACUUACGGGAGGAACAGAGUAUAAAGUACAAGUAGUGGCACUGGUAUCUGGAUAUGGGAAGAAAAAUAUCAAGCCAAUGUUUGGGAGUAAUAAAAUAACUGUAAAUAGUGAUAAAGGAGAAUGCAAAUAUUACAACAAUCUGACAUCAUGGGAUCGAGCUCAAGGUGUAGCAGGAGACGCGAAAUGCGAUCGAUAUUUUUUGGGCAGUUUAGGUAUCGUCUGGUAUCGUUUUAGCGGAAUGGCAGGUACACAGAUAGCGACCUCAUGUGUCCCUAAAAGCAGGUGUGGAACUGCUGCUCCUGGAUGGAUGUCUGGAACACAUCCUGCAGUUCGAGAUGGUAUCGUUACGAGAACUGUGUGCUAUCAUUGGAUCGAAAAUUGUUGUACUUUCUAUAACACUAUUAAAGUUCGUAACUGUGGCGGUUUUUACGUUUAUAAACUUUAUCCACAGCAUUUUUGUAACUUGCGGUACUGUGGAAACAAAGGAGGUUGUGGCAAAUCCAUUAAUGAUACAAGUGGAACACUAACAAGCCCUGGAUACCCAACCCGUAUUUACUGGAACUCAAAAUGUCAGUGGAACUUCACGGCUCCUUCUCCAUCUGGUGUCAUUGUUGUAAUAGUGGAACACCUCAGUAUACCGAUAAGUAGUCGGUGCCUAGUGUUCAACCUUACUUUUGAGGACAGCAAUGGGCUUCAAAUUGGUAAAGUAUGUGGAGUUCGAAGAUUUAUCACCUGGAUGUCUAGAGGUUCUGCUAAACUAAGAUUCCACUCAAGCAGAGCUACAUCCAGAUGGGUUGGUUUUAAAGCACGAUAUUUUGUCUUCAGUGGCGCCCUCACUAAUAUUCCAGAGAGUCUUCAAUGGCCUGGUGUGUCUGUGCAACCUAUCAGCUCGACAGCGAUAACAGUACAAUGGGGUCCUCAUCCCGCUUUACCUGGCAGCCCCUCUGUUACUGAGUACCUCAUCAUAUGUGUGCCAGAUGGCCUACCUCUCAAUGCUACAGUAUUUACCACCGAUAUAUCCCAGAAUUCUCUUGUAGAGAAUGGGUUAAUGAAGUACACCAACUAUACCACGCAGAUUGUUGUCCAAAACAGUCAAAACAAUUUUCAAUACUUGGGAAGCCAAAAAAUUUAUAAAACAACUUCUGAAGAUGUUCCCAGUGAAGGCCCAGCUAAUAUUUCAGCUAUUGCAAAAGGAAACGCAAUGAUGGUCAGCUGGCAACCGAUACCUAAACUUGCACGUAAUGGUAUUAUUACUUAUUACGUAAUUUUCUAUAAGAAAGCAUGGACCUCCGAAAACUGGGCAGAAAUGAAUGUCGGUAAACCAACAAAUGAGAACAUGCCAAUGACGGCAUAUUUAAGGGGACUGGAACCUGCUACUGAAUAUCGUAUCCAAAUAGCUGGAGUCACGACGGUUGGUGUUGGAACGAAGAGUAAAGCUGUAUUUGCUAUUUCAGGAUGCGACGAUGUUAAAAAUGCAACAGGAAACCAAUUUACUUGGACAUUUAGUAGCCCACGGCACCCUGGCAACUACCUCAGUAACCUUGAUUGUACUUGGCAGAUUUUUUCUGAAAAAAAAAUGAAUGUAUAUGUGGUUUUUUAUACAUUUCACGUUGAGGACGGAUGUUCUGACAAGGUGGUAGUAAAACAAGCUGAUGGCAAAAUUAAUGAUUACUGUGGGAAAAAAGAUCCCUUUGCAGUUAAGCUAUCUUCAGAAGCAGGCUUCGUGAAACUCAAGACAGACGGAGGACUGGAAGAGAGUGGCUUUCUUGCAAGAGUGUUUGCAGUAACAAAUAGCCUCGGUGUCCAAUAUGACAUAGAACCCGGACAAAAAACAACUACAAUAACAUUCUCGUUACAAAAAUAUAAAGGAUCUAUUCUUGAAUACGUGGUGUUGUACAAAAAAGGUAGCAGUAGCGACUUGGAAUAUAACGUUACUUUAACAACCACGAACAAGGCAAUAUUAACAGGAUUAGAGUUGAGAUACGAAUAUCAGGCAUUUGUGUUGAUUCACACAACUAAGGGAGUGUUUCGUGGACCGAUGAGCAAAACGUUUGGAUUACUUCGACCUUCAGCUACUCCUGGAACAAAAAUGCCAGAACCUACAAGUCUUCCAAAAGUAAAUGAAAAAUUAGGAAUGUAUCUAUACGGAGUUGCCGCUGGUGACUCCUUGCUUCCAAAUACACACGAUUAUUCUACAAGAUGUUUCACUCUCGAUAUUCCUGACGAUGGGAUGCAGUUCUUUACGAAAAGACAUCAUAAGAUUCACAUUUGUCGCAAUGGUCUCUUACUGUUUGAAACACCACAACUCAUCCGCUGGCCACACAGAUUUAGUGAACAGCAUGAGCUGCUGCGAAAUGCCGCGAUGUUGGCUCCGUACUGGGCCCUCACUGACGUGGAAGAUUCGUUUGUAACUCUCGGCAUUUCGAAAGUGUACUAUCAAGAAUACAAGGACACAGAUAACAGCUGGGAAUCAAAAACGAUCCUUCCUCAAGCUUCGUAUCACGUUAAAAAUCACUUCGACACUAGUGGUGUCAACUCGUUAGUUGCAAACUUUAAAGCGAAGUGGGUUCUUAAAGUGACGUGGGUUGAUCUUCGUUUUCCGAGUACGACAAAACUGGCUUUAUCCCAGAAAAACACGUUUCAAGCAGUAGUCAUGACUGAUGGCACGCUUUCCUUUGCAAUGUACAACUAUCCACCCAAUGGAAUCCAGUGGGCCGCUCCCACACAAAGAAAAUACUACAGCUUGUAUGCAGCAUACAAUAAUCAUGGGCUUCCUGUUGUUGGCUUCAACUCAGGAGAGCACAAUCGUGUUGUCCCGCGCUAUUAUGACGUCAUUGGCUCUGGUACUCCUGGCAUUGUGAAUAUCAACCAAUUAAAUGGCUCUACUGUAUAUCCAACCAACAAACUUGAUUCCCCAUGGGAUUUCAAAAUCCACGAGUCACCUGGGACGUGGUUCUUUCGCCUUGAAGAUAUUAACCGCGUAGAUUUUAAACAACAAUGCAUAGAUUGGUAUAAGAGAGAACCAGACCACCGAAAGUACACUGAACAUCUAGAGCCUUGUCCUUGUACUUAUCGACAAGCGUGGUGGGACGAACGAUUCGAAAUGGAUCCACAAGAAAGGCAUCGCAUUUGUGCAUACACAGUUUUUAAAUCUGUUCAUGGAUGGGGACAAGAAUGUUGUUACGAAAGGAGUACUGGGGCUCUGAUUAAAGGAUAUCCUGAUGGAGGGACAGCAAGAAAGCAGUACCUGAGGGUUAAAAAAACUAUAAAAGAGAACGAGUAUAUAACCUGUUGCAUAUAUAGCAAUAUGUGUCAUUUAUAUUACAAACGACGGCCAACGAAUAACUGUUUCGGUUAUAAAGAAACGGAAUGGAGCUGGUUGUGGGGCGAUCCUCAUUUCGUGACGUUAGAUGGCCUGAACUACACCUUCAAUGGUCUUGGCGAGUACAUCAUGGCAGACAUAAGCAACGGGUUGUUCCAGCUUCAAGCUCGAACCAAGCUGGUCGAGGGUGGAGGGAAAGCUACUGUGUUUGUUUCAGCCGUGGCAAGACAGACAGGAACGAGUGCAGUACAAGUGAACCUUAAAUCUGAUGAAGGUCUAGAAGUGUUGGUCAAUGGUACUGUAAUAGACCACUCCACUUUGACCAAUACAACUACUCGUUACAAUGGCUCCGUUGCUUUAUCUCGACCUGACAACACCUCCAUCACUGUACUCUUCCCUUGUGGGAUUUCAGUCAAGAUGACUGACGUCAAAGACUCUUUGGCCAUCCUUCUCGCUGCUCCAGAGAGAUUUAAGAACAAAACUCGUGGUUUGCUGGGCGUUUGGAAUGAUGAUCCUGAAGAUGACCUGACAACACCGACCGGACGUGUCCUACCGACCAACGCGACAGGAAGGAUGUUGCAUUAUGAAUUUGGUCAAAAAU
Actinia tenebrosa (Australian red waratah sea anemone) is the source of this 6479-nucleotide messenger RNA. RefSeq names its product mucin-like protein. Gene Ontology annotation, molecular function: protein binding; calcium ion binding. NCBI's taxonomy places the organism in Eukaryota, Metazoa, Cnidaria, Anthozoa, Actiniaria, Actiniidae. The record is from RefSeq and is a predicted model, not a curated record. Gene Ontology annotation, biological process: cell-matrix adhesion.